Messenger RNA from Lathyrus sativus (Indian pea), 252 nucleotides. Lineage: Eukaryota; Viridiplantae; Streptophyta; Magnoliopsida; Fabales; Fabaceae. The record is from the annotation of a GenBank genome assembly.
AUGGAAAUGAAAGAACAACAUUCUGUUGCACUAAAAAAAUCAAACCUUACACCGAAGGCUAUAACACACCAAAAGUUUGGCAAAACAGCUUGCUACGCGGUAGAGGCGGUGAAGGAGGUUUCUCAAACUGAAUGUCCGGGGUUAUGUAUUCCACAGACGGGGCCUUGCCUUUACCGUUGCACAUUGCAGCUCCCAGAACUUAGGGUUGUGUCAGGAACAAGGAGGAUGCAGAACAAUCUGCAGCAGAGAUAG